UAAAUACAUUUUUAAAAAUUAUGCUGAAGCAUUAGCAAAUUAUAAGUAGUAUUUCUGUGUAGAUUUGUUAUGGGUUUAUGUUAGUUAUAUGGAGUUUCUCUGUCCUAAGUCUGUUCAGUGAGGCUAUAUUACAUGUGCACUGGGCUCUUUAUAAAGAAUUCCCCAGGAAGCUGUGUGAACCUCCAUAAAAACAAGAUGUUAUCAGAAAGCUUACAGAAAAUGGCAUUACUUUUCUAAUCUUGUUUUGUAGGACAUCAUAAAAAGAAAAAACAAUCAUUUGAAAAUAUUAUACAAAAAGUAGGCACAAGGGGUGAUUUAUUCUGGAAACAGAACUGCUGAUUUUUUCAAGUUUCUUAUUUUUAAUUUAAGAUUGCCAACAUUUAAAAAACUUGCAAUGCUACAGUUGGGUGGCCAUGGAACGUGUGGUCUUGACAUAAGUAGUACUUAUUCUCCUACUGAAAAGUUAAAACCUGAAAAAAUGACCCGAAGCAAAGCAGACCUGAUCAAAGGUGAAGCCAUAUCACGUGCGCAAGGGAAUAAGUCAGCUAUUUGGCUUCUAUUGCUUCCCUGAGGCUGAACCUACUGGCUUCUGUCUUGUAAUUAUUGAGUCUUUUUUUUUUUUUUUUUUUUUUUAAUAAUUUCAGUUCUCUCUGUAUGUCUUGUGUUGGAGUCUUUGUCAGUGGUGUAGAGAGACGUUCCAGUUGGUGGUGUGGAAAACACUGAACUUGUAUUUGGUGGUUGAUUGGAAAGUGUUCUGAAGUCCCUAAGGUACCUGCUUUGUUUUUUUAGGAAAUUGAAGAUGGCUGUCGAGUUAUGCUAGGUCUACGAUGGGAAGUGUCACAGUUCGGUACUUCUGUUACGGGUGCCUUUUCACUUCUGCAACCUGGACAGUUUUGCUUUUUGUUUAUUUCAACUUCAGUGAAGUGACACAGCCACUCAAGAAUGUGCCCAUCAAGGGGUCUGGACCCCAUGGACCUUUUCCAAAAAAAUUUUAUCCACGCUUCACUCGAGGUCCAAGUCGAGCAUUAGACACACAGUUCAAAGUGAACAAAAUUGAUGAUGUGAUAGAUAAUGACGUUGAAGAUCCAGAAAAAGACCACUUGAAAUUCUCUUCUGAGUUGGGUAUGAUUUUUAAUGAACGUGAUCAGGAGUUGAGAGACUUGGGCUACCAAAAACAUGCCUUUAACAUGCUGAUUAGUAACCGCUUGGGCUACCAUAGAGACGUGCCGGAUACAAGGAAUGCAGCAUGCAGAGAAAAGUCCUACCCAGCCGACCUGCCUGUCGCCAGUGUCGUUAUUUGUUUUUACAAUGAAGCAUUCUCUGCCUUGCUCCGCACUGUGCACAGCGUCCUGGACCGCACACCAGCUCACCUUCUCCACGAGGUCAUCCUUGUUGAUGAUGACAGCGACUUUGAUGAUUUGAAAGGAGAACUAGAUGAAUAUGUCCAAAAACAUCUCCCUGGAAAAAUUAAAGUAAUAAGAAAUACAAAGCGUGAGGGGUUGAUCCGGGGAAGAAUGAUCGGAGCAGCCCAUGCCACAGGAGAAGUCCUUGUGUUCCUGGACAGCCACUGCGAAGUCAAUGUGAUGUGGCUGCAGCCCUUGCUGGCGGUUAUCCGUGAGGACCGGCACACCGUGGUGUGCCCCGUCAUCGACAUCAUCAGUGCCGACACACUGGCCUACAGCUCGUCCCCUGUCGUGCGUGGAGGGUUCAACUGGGGCCUGCACUUCAAGUGGGAUCUCGUUCCGCUUUCCGAGCAGGGAGGAGCAGAGGGCGCCACUGCACCUAUUAAGUCGCCCACGAUGGCUGGAGGGUUAUUCGCCAUGGACAGACUCUACUUCAACGAGCUUGGACAGUACGACAGCGGCAUGGACAUCUGGGGAGGAGAAAACUUGGAAAUAUCAUUUCGGAUCUGGAUGUGUGGAGGUAGACUCUUCAUCAUCCCUUGCUCUAGAGUAGGACACAUUUUCCGGAAAAGGCGACCCUAUGGAUCUCCUGAAGGCCAAGACACCAUGACCCACAACUCUCUGAGGCUGGCCCACGUCUGGCUGGACGAGUACAAGGAGCAGUAUUUUUCUUUAAGACCUGAUUUGAAGACCAAAAGUUAUGGAAAUAUCAGUGAACGUGUUGAGCUGAGGAAGAAGUUGGCCUGUCACUCAUUUAAAUGGUAUUUGGACAAUGUUUACCCAGAGAUGCAGAUUCCAGGGCCCAAUGCCAAACCCCAGCAGCCUGUCUUCUUCAACAGAGAGCCAAAGCGCCCCAGAGUGCUGCAGCGUGGCAGGCUCUACCAUUUGCAGACCAACAAGUGUCUGGUGGCUCAGGGCCGUCCAAGUCAGAAGGGCGGCCUGGUUGUGCUCAAGGCCUGUGACUAUGGAGACCCCAAUCAGGUCUGGAUUUAUAAUGAAGAACAUGAAUUGGUUUUAAAUAACCUUUUGUGUCUAGACAUGUCAGAGACUCGCUCAUCAGACCCACCACGGCUCAUGAAGUGCCAUGGCUCUGGGGGGUCCCAGCAGUGGACCUUUGGGAAAAAUAACCGGCUGUAUCAGGUGUCUGUUGGACAGUGCCUGCGAGCGAUGGAUCCACUGGGACAGAAAGGCUCCGUUGCCAUGGCGAUCUGUGAUGGCUCCCCCUCACAACAGUGGCAUUUGGAAGGUUAAGGUCCAUGUUUGGGCCAGAAGGGUGAUCCGCUGGGCGUUGCCUGCUCCGGCAAGGGAGCACCUCACUGCUGCGCAGAUGCAGGCCAGCUGCUCUGGAGGGGGACUGUCCUCUCGGAGCCAGGUGACGGCAGGGGUGACAGAGACGGGAGCUGCGUGGGACCCUCUGUAGGUGCAGAGGUCAUUUCUGAGCUGCUUUUAAAGAAUUCCAUUUAGUGACCCGGAAUAUAGACAUAAUUCUGUAAGGAAUUGAUAUAGGACAAAACCCAGGAAAUGUACAUUUCUGUUGAAAUUUAUUGAUGUUUUUUAAUCUGUGUAAUGAUGAAAUUAGUUUGUAUCUGAUUAGGAGCUUAUCAUAAUUUCCUUUCUUAGAAAACUUAGGGCAUACUUAAUUCUAGAAUGUUCUUAAUAGAUAAUUUAAAGACUGAAUCUGUUACUUUUCAGGGGGCAAACCAUUUAUAAGACCAUAUUUAAGAGGCAGUUAACUUAUAAAUUAUUUUUGAUGAAUUAUGGUCCUGUCUACACUUAAAAUAAAGGAUCCUUUUGAUUAUUUAA
Ochotona curzoniae (black-lipped pika) is the source of this 3206-nucleotide messenger RNA. RefSeq names its product polypeptide N-acetylgalactosaminyltransferase 11 (gene GALNT11). Gene Ontology annotation, cellular component: Golgi apparatus. Gene Ontology annotation, biological process: regulation of Notch signaling pathway. The transcript is spliced from 11 exons. The record is from RefSeq and is a predicted model, not a curated record. Bases 828 to 2654 code for a protein of 608 amino acids. Lineage: Eukaryota; Metazoa; Chordata; Mammalia; Lagomorpha; Ochotonidae. Gene Ontology annotation, molecular function: Notch binding.